Saccoglossus kowalevskii is the source of this 1494-nucleotide messenger RNA. Its product is annotated as ribosomal biogenesis protein LAS1L-like. Gene Ontology annotation, biological process: maturation of 5.8S rRNA; maturation of LSU-rRNA. The record is from RefSeq and is a predicted model, not a curated record. Gene Ontology annotation, molecular function: endonuclease activity. Gene Ontology annotation, cellular component: Las1 complex; preribosome, large subunit precursor. NCBI's taxonomy places the organism in Eukaryota, Metazoa, Hemichordata, Enteropneusta, Harrimaniidae.
AUUUGUGAAUAUGAUAACGGAUCAAGCGCAGACCAAGUUUUGUGCCAAGCCAGUACAUGUUGUUGCAGAAAAGAUGGGACUUCCUGAAUGGUUGGUCAAUUUACGCCAUGAAGCCACACACACUGAACUACCAUCAUUACGAGUAUUAAAAACUGGCGUUAAAUAUGCAUUGUCAUGGUUACGGUGGGAGUACUGGGAGGCCCAUUCAGAGGUGACCACAGAUGAAAUCAGUUCAGAUGAUAUCCGUGAUGCUGUCAUUGUCUACCAACAGGCCAUGUUUCAGCGAAUACAGUCUAGAAAGAUGAAGACAAAGUGGAGUGAGAAGGCAGUAAAAGAUGCGGUCCAAACCAUUCAAGAUGUGUUGAAAAGUAAACACAGGGUGUAUUUAAUAAACACCUUGUUACAGGAUGGGUUUUUGGUUCCAACUCCAGAUCAACUUAAAGUAUUAGGAAUGACUGCAGAUGACUUGAGCACCUCACCACUGCCAGAGAUAGACAACGCCCUCUUACAGUUCUGGACGCCUGUGUUAGAGCUGUUCCAUCAAUUAGACUACAUCCCACUGCUUGUACAGAAUCUACUACAGGAGUUAUGUAAAUGUAAUAAUCAGGAAGCCUUUGCAACAAGAUGUCUAGCAGGAUGGACGGCGUGCCUUGUGAAAGCUGUAAUAAAAACAGGUGCCACGACCGGUGACUCGACCUCCCCAGGGUCAAUGUACAACAUGCAGUGGAGACACUUACUAGACCUGUGCGUAGAGAACCCUGCCAAAUAUACACUAGCUUUACUACCAAGUAUUAUUCCUUACGUGCGUCCAGCGAUCACGAACAACGCACAAAAACAAAUCUCUGAACUGACUGAAAUAUAUUUAAAAACCGAGAUUCCGUCUGGGGUGAAAGAGAAAGUAGAAAACAAGAUGAUUUAUACUGUUGAACAGAUAACGGAAAGGUUAAACGAAAAAGAAUCAUGUGAAGAAAAAAAUGAUACCAGUGGUGAAAAAAAAAUGGAUGACAAAAAAGCUGCAACACCUGAAAAUGUGUUGCCAUGGCAACUAUGCACAGAUUCCAUCACAUGGUCACAGUACCCCAUGGGAAUGGUUCCAGGUCAGCCAUUGGAUGAUCCCCACUACCUACAAUUACCUCAUGAUUUAGAUGGUGUACCUACCAGUACUACAGAAAACACUCCUACAAUACAAAGGACACUGGUUCCCAUGGAAACCAUAGAAAACUCUACAGAUGACUUGAUGUAUACUGUUAACACCAACAAAACUUGGACUUCUGAAGAAAUGAGUGCUAUCACACAGAAAAUGACUGUUUUCUAGAAUUUAUUGCUGUCUUUGCAGAUUCCAAGCAAUACUUACCCUGUUUUUUUACAACAUUCAACUAUCUGCAUUUGAUUUGCUAUAGCGCCCUCAUGCACCAAGGAGGAGAAAGUUUAUUUUAUUUUGCAAAACCGGUUUUGCACAAAUAAUUUGAAUAAAGAUUUACAUUUCUUGUAUGU